AUGGCAUACAUCCUAAAGACACUCAACAGCUGGUUCUGGUGGGAGAAUAUCUGGAUGCCCAUCAACUGCACAUGGGCAGAUUUUGUGGACCGUGAGGGACUCGUGUUUCCCAAACCCCAUCAGCUGUACGCCACAAUCCCGUACGCUUUCGUGCUGCUCAUCAUCCGCUUCUUCAGUGAGAGAUAUGUUGCUAUACCUUUAGCAAAAGCCUUGGGUAUAAAGAAUGUAAGACGUGUGAAGCCACAGCCUAAUCCUGUGCUAGAGAGUUAUUUCCGGGAGUGCUCAAGACAACCAUCCCAAUCAGAGAUCAAAGGCCUUGCCAAGAAGUGCAACUGCACCGUCCACUUGGUGGAGAAAUGGUUCAGGAGGCGGCGAAACCUGGAGAUCCCAACCGUGCUCCGGAAAUUCCAGGAGGCUUUCUGGCGAUUUUCAUUCUAUCUGACAUCCUCCGUUGUUGGAUUUAUAUUUCUGUAUGAUAAACCCUGGUUUUACGACAUCUGGCAGACGUGGGUUGGUUAUCCGUUUCAGACCUUGCUGCCAUCCCAGUACUGGUACUACAUGGCCGAGAUCGGCUUUUACUGGUCUCUCAUAUUUACCCUUGGCAUUGACAUCAAGCGGAAGGAUUUCAAGGCCCACGUCGUUCAUCACCUGGCAGCCAUCGGGCUGAUGAGCGGCUCUUGGUGCGGCAAUUACGUGCGGCUUGGAACUCUGGUGAUGUUCGUGCACGACACGGCCGAUUUCUGGCUCGAGGCAGCCAAAAUGUUUAAUUAUGCUCGCUGGGAGAAAACUUGCAACAUACUGUUCAUCAUCUUCUCUAUUGCAUUCUUCAUCACCAGGAUGAUCCUGUUCCCCUUCUGGAUUCUUCGUGCCACACUAUAUCUGCCUACCUACUACUCCACCACUCCUGUCAUAGCAUAUUUUUUAUUCAAUGGGAUGCUAUUAACCCUCCAAGGCUUGCAUUUAUAUUGGGGUUACUUAAUUUUCAAAAUUUUGAAAAGGUUCGUUUUCCUAAAGGACUUGAAAGAUGAUCGGAGUGAUGAAGAGGAGGAAGAUUCUCUUACAGACACUGAAGAGGAGUCCACAAAGAGUGGUACCAAGAACAGCAGUGGGUCAGGCAAACACCUCCUGAGCAGCAGUCACCACUAGCCCUGUCCUGCCUCACCUCCUGCAGCGAUUCCUGCUCUGGUUUCAGCCCAACCUACAGGACAGGAUUUAAGUCAAAAGGCUUGUG
Melozone crissalis (California towhee) is the source of this 1231-nucleotide messenger RNA. RefSeq names its product ceramide synthase 3 (gene CERS3). The record is from RefSeq and is a predicted model, not a curated record. Gene Ontology annotation, cellular component: membrane. Gene Ontology annotation, biological process: ceramide biosynthetic process. Gene Ontology annotation, molecular function: DNA binding; sphingosine N-acyltransferase activity. NCBI's taxonomy places the organism in Eukaryota, Metazoa, Chordata, Aves, Passeriformes, Passerellidae. The transcript has 10 exons. The coding region runs from base 1 to 1146 and encodes 381 amino acids.